GCGCCCGGGAUGCGCGCGCGAGCCCUGGCCGCCCCCGCCCCGCCGCCGCCGCCUGCAGCCAGCCUCGCGGAGCGCGCGCGCCCCCGCCCGCCCCGUCGCCUGGCCCGUGGCCCGGGGGAUGUGAGCCGCGCCGCCGGCACGCCGCGCCGGCCAUGGACGCAUCGUAUGAUGGUACUGAGGUAACUGUUGUGAUGGAGGAAAUUGAGGAAGCCUACUGUUACACCGCCCCUGGGCCACCCAAGAAGAAGAAAAAGUACAAAAUACAUGGAGAAAAGGCCAAGAAACCCAGGUCGGCUUACCUUCUGUACUAUUACGACAUCUACCUGAAAGUGCAGCAGGAGCUCCCCCACCUCCCCCAGUCUGAGAUCAAUAAGAAGAUUAGUGAGAGCUGGCGGCUUCUCAGCGUGGCGGAGAGGAGCUACUACUUGGAGAAAGCCAAACUGGAGAAGGAAGGCUUGGAUCCUAAUUCGAAGCUCUCUGCACUGACGGCCGUGGUUCCGGACAUCCCAGGCUUCCGAAAGAUUCUCCCCCGCUCAGAUUACAUCAUCAUCCCCAAGAGCAGCCUGCAGGAGGACCGGAGCUGCCCUCAGCUAGAGCUCUGUGUGGCCCAGAACCAGGUGGCCCCCAAAGGAUCGUCUUUGGUGUCCAGCGCCGGCUUGGAGACAGUGUCUAGCCAUGCAGGCGUGGCAGAGCAGUGCCUGGCCGUGGAGACCCUCUCGGAAGAGGUGGGAGGCCUUGCCCAGCCAGGCACUGUGCAGGAGGUGACCACCUCAGAGAUCCUCGGCCAGGAUGUCGUCCUGGAGGAGGCGUCCCUGGAGGUCGGGGAGAGCCACCAGCCCUACCAGACAAGCCUGGUAAUCGAAGAAACCUUAGUGAAUGACUCACCGGAUGUCCCCACUGGAAACCUGGCUAUCCCCCAUCCCCAGACUGGGGAGAGCGUGUCAGUGGUGACAGUCAUGAGGGACUCCAGUGAGAGCAACUCCUCGGCACCAGCCACACAGUUCAUCAUGUUGCCUCUUCCUGCCUACUCAGUUGUGGAGAACCCCACCUCCAUCAAACUGACCACCACGUACACACGUCGGGGCCACGGGACGUGCACCAGCCCAGGAUGCUCCUUUACGUACGUCACCAGGCACAAGCCACCUAAGUGCCCUACCUGUGGUAACUUCCUAGGAGGGAAGUGGAUCCCAAAGGAAAAGCCAGCUAAAGUCAGAGUAGAAUUGGGGUCUGGUGUUGCCUCCAGAGGCUCCUUGGUUAAGAGAAAUCAGCAGACUCUCGCCUCCGAGCAAAGGUCCCCGAAGGAAAACGCCUGCAAACUGACUUCAGAGAACUCGGAAGCUGUUACCCAGCUACUAAAUGUGACCCCUACGAAAGAAUUGAGUGAGGACAAUGAGUGGGAGGGAAUGCUCAUCUCCGAUGCCCAAGUUGUGGUUAAGGAAACUCCUGGAAAUCGGGACACAGCAGUCACCAAAACGCCAGUGGUCAAGAGUGGUGUGCAGUCUGAGGUUUCUCUGGGAACAGUUGAGAAAGACACUCCUGGACCAGAUGGGCCACCCCCAGCUGAAGGUACCACCACCUCUGGUCCACUCCCUGUUUCCCGAAGAGCCACAGGAGUUGACCCGCUCCCCUCGGGGCCAAGAGCCUCUGAGCUGAAAGGCAGAAUGCGGGGCAAGCCCUCCUUACUGGCCGCAGCGAGACCCAUGCGAGCGAUCCUCCCAGCCCCAGCUAAUGUGGGGCGAGGCAGCAGCAUGGGACUGCCCAGGGCCAGGCAGGCCUUUCCCCUGAAUGAUAAGACUCCCUCUGUGAGGACUUGUGGCCUGAAGCCAAGCACUCUGAAGCAGCUGGGCCAGCCCGUCCGACAGCCUUCCAGCACCAGCGAGCUACCAAAUGUCCCAGCCAAUAGGACAUCUCAGGUGAAAGUUGUGGAGGUCAAGCCUGAUGUGUUCCCUCCAUACAAGUACAGCUGCACGGUCACGCUGGAUUUAGGCCUGGCUACAUCGAGAGGCCGGGGGAAGUGCAAGAAUCCUUCUUGUAGCUACGUCUACACCAACAGGCACAAACCGCGGGUCUGUCCCAGCUGUGGCUUUAACCUCGCCAAAGACCGGACUGAGAAAACCACCAAGGCUCUUGAGGCGAGCGCCCCCCUCCCAGAGGUGCUGAGUGCCACAGAGCCCCUGAGUGCCACCCAGAGGGAGAUCCAGCGCCAGUCCACGCUGCAGCUGCUGCGCAAGGUCCUGCAGAUCCCUGAGAACGAGUCAGAGCUGGCUGAGGUCUUCGCCUUGAUUCACGAGCUCAACAGCUCUAGGCUCAUCCUGUCCAACGUGAGUGAGGAGACGGUCACCAUCGAGCAGACCUCUUGGUCGAAUUACUAUGAGUCUCCGUCCACGCAGUGCCUUCUCUGUAGCAGCCCAUUAUUCAAAGGGGGACAAAACUCCCUGGCCGGGCCCCAGGAGUGCUGGCUGCUGACUGCCAGUCGGUUGCAGGUGGUGACUGCCCAGGUGAAGAUGUGUCUGAACCCCCACUGUCUGGCCCUGCACAGCUUCAUGGACAUUUAUACAGGUCUUUUUAAUGUGGGGAACAAGCUGCUGGUGAGCCUGGACCUGCUUUUUGCAAUCCGAAACCAGAUCAAGCUGGGCGAGGACCCCCGCGUGUCCAUCAACGCUGUGCUGAAGUCGGUGCAGGAACAGACAGAGAAGACCCUGAGCCCUGAGGAGUCGAGGCAGCUGCAGGAGCUGCUCUGUAAUGGCUACUGGGCCUUCGAGUGCCUCACUGUCCGGGACUACAAUGACAUGAUCUGUGGCAUCUGCGGCGUGGCCCCCAAGGUGGAGAUGGCCCAGAGGAGCGAAGAGAACGUGCUGGCACUGAGGAGUGUGGAGUUCACCUGGCCUGAAUUCUUGAGCUCCAGUGAGGUCAAUGUGGAGGACUUCUGGGCCACAAUGGAGACCGAGGCGAUUGAGCAGGUGGCCUUCCCCACCAGCAUCCCCAUCACCAAGUUUGAUGCGUCUGUCAUCGCCCCCUUCUUCCCACCACUCAUGCGAGGGGCCGUGGUCGUCAACACGGAGAGAGACAAGGACCCGGAUGUGCAGCCAGCACCAGGAGACGGCGGCGCCCUGGUGCGGCUGCUGCAGGAGGGCAGCUGCCGGCUGGAGGAGCUCGGCUCCUACGACGAGGAGCACCUGCGGGGGCUGCUGCGCCGGUGUGCCAUUCCCUUCACGGCCCAGGACUCCAAGGACCAGCUCUGCGUCUCUUUGCUGGCCCUCUACAAAUCUGUCCAGAAUGGAGCCAGAGCCACACAGCCACCGCCCCACCUCACAGGGGGUAAGAUCUACAAGGUGUGCCCCCACCAGGUGGUGUGUGGCUCCAAGUACCUCGUUCGGGGUGAGAGCGCCCUGGACCACGUGGACCUGCUUGCCUCCUCACGCCACUGGCCCCCUGUCUACGUGGUGGACAUGGCCGCCCCGGUGGCCCUGUGUGCCGAGCUCUGCUACCCGGAGCUGACAAACCAGAUGUGGGGGAGGAACCAGGGCUGCUUCUCCAGCCCCACGGAGCCGCCUGUGAAUGUGUCCUGCCCAGAGCUCCUGGACCAGCACUAUGCUGUGGACAUGGCGGACACAGAGCACUCGGUCCAGCACCCGGUCACCAAGACCACUGCCCGGCGCAUAGUGCACGCAGGCACCCCACCCGGCCCUGCUGACCCCAGUGCCGGACACCACUCCUUGACCCUGUGCCCCGAGCUGGCUCCUUAUGCCGCCAUCCUGGCCUCCAUCGCGGACAGCAAGCCCAGCAGCGUCCGCCAGCGGCCCAUCGCCUUCGACAAUGCCACCCACUAUUACCUCUACAACCGCCUCCUGGACUUCCUCACCAGCCGUGAGAUCGUCAACCGGCAGAUCCACGACAUCGUGCAGAGCUGCCAGCCGGGCGAGGUGGUCAUCAGAGACACCCUCUACCGCCUAGGGGUGGCUCAGAUCAAGACUGAAGCUGAGGAGGAGGAGGGGGAGGAGGCGGCGGCGGCGGUAGCGACCGCGGCUGAGUAGCCUCGCGCUGUGGGACAGCACAUCUCUGAAGCCAUAGUGAGGCCUGGCGGGGUGGCCGGUGUGGGCCCUCCGAUGCCGGGACUGACCAAAGAGCUUCCAUCCCCCGGGCCCACAGCCUUGCUUCCACAUCCCUAGGGUCGGGGGAGGCGCCGGGAGCCUGCUGGGGCUCCUCUGCAGAGGGAGGGCAGUCUAGGGGCCCCGGGCUGACUGCGGGGCAGGCGGGAGAGGGGUGCUGGAGACUCCCCGGGUGCUGUGGGCCCGGCUUCUCCCAGAGGAGGGGUGUGAUUCUCUCCUGCUGUUCCGGACUGUCCUCCGCCCUGCCCCCUUCCGCGGGCCUGUGCCGUCCACCCGGUGGCUGGAGGAAACGUUCCCUUCCGUGAAGGGGAAGCAGACAGGGUGGGACGGGAACGCGGGGCUGCUCGGUGCCUGCGGUUUGCCAGGGCGCAGGAAGCGGCUGUGACUUAAUUUAUUGAGGGGAGCAGAGUCAGUGGCUUUUCCCCUCCCUCUUCCCCUGACGAGAAUAAAAGUUUAUUAACUGC
Messenger RNA from Sorex fumeus (smoky shrew), 4573 nucleotides. It is a transcript of the gene HMGXB3, whose product is annotated as HMG-box containing 3. The record is from RefSeq and is a predicted model, not a curated record. The coding region runs from base 153 to 4034 and encodes 1293 amino acids. The transcript is spliced from 20 exons. Lineage: Eukaryota; Metazoa; Chordata; Mammalia; Eulipotyphla; Soricidae.